AUUACAUACAAAGAUCAACUGAACCUAGAACAUAGAUACGGAGACACUUGUCAUCAGGAAGGUGCUCUCUCAGCACAACGGGCAAUAUCUCAAUGACUUGACAUGUUCUGGUUGUGAAUUCAGGCUGCAAGGGGUAACUGCCUCUAAAAUGAGUCUCUCUGGGGAGAGAGAGCAGGGUGGCCAUGCCACUAAAAUGAGUAUCUCGGGGGAACAAGACACCAAAGCUAAGAGUAUAGGCCUAUAAAUAGGUCAAAGGUCAGAUGACCUGUUUUGAACAAUGGAUGCCAACAAUGGACAGCGAGCAAAAGGAGUAGGAGGGAGAGGAAGAGGACGAGGCCAAAGAAGAGAAGGAAGGAGAGGCAUCUCUAAUGAGAUUAGGGCAAAAUUUGUUGAUCAUGUGAUUAACCCCGUUUUGACCAUGAGACCUUCAGAAAUGAGAAUAGCCCAAUCAAGCAGGAGAGACCAGCCUCCCCUGUACCCAGCUGUGUGUCCAUGAAGAGUGACCGGUCUAUGGAACCUCCAAUGAAGUUUAGAGAGGGAGACUUUUCUACUGAACAAAGCCCAAUCAAGCAGGAGAGACCAACCUCCCCUGUACCAAGCUGUGUGUCCAUGAAGAGUGACUGGUCUAUGGAUCAUCCUAUGAAGUUUAGAGAGGGAGACUUUUCUACUGAACAAAGAAACCAACAGGCGAGAACAGAGUCAGAGAUUCUCAGUGGUCAGUCUUCCAAGAGUCAUCAAACAGACCUGGCCUCCAUAUUCAGUUUGCUUGAAGAGAAAAUUAUGACAUUUGUGAAGAACGAGCUGAAGAUGUUCAAGAGGGUUCUUAGUCCAGAACUCCCACAAGGCUUUGAGAGUCAGAAGCAGGAAGUGGUGGAUGCUGAAGAUGAGAAGCAGGAGAGCAGUGCCAGAGAGGGGGCUCUGAAGAUCACACUGCACGUCCUGAGGAAAAUGAACCAGAAGGAGCUUGCUGACACACUGGAGAAAUUUAAGAGCUGUCUGCCUCAUGAUGAAUGCUGUUUUAUAACAUUUAAACGCUGUAGCUAAAGUACAGCUAAAGUAGCUGUGUAACUCAAUGAUAUUGUAGCAGCCUUAACACAACACCUAGUGGCCUCAUCAAGUAGCAGCAGGGAUGUGUUGUGGUGAUUAAUUUAGGGAGAAAGACAACAUUAAUAAUACCAUCAAUAAUACCAAUCAUAAUAUAAUCAGUCACACCAGUCUGUAAUGCAUUAUGAAAACAUUUACACAUUUAUACAGUCAGUUAAAGAUAAUAAAUUAUUAUCAUUUAAAACUUUAUAACAGUCCUACAAUACUGUAGUCAUUAAAACAGAUGUAAUAUUAAUUUCCUCUGUUUUAUUUCUAGAUUCCGAUGAGCUUGCUGUGAUUUGCCAACGUGAACUCAAAUCUAAUCUCAAGAAGAAGUUUCAAUGUGUAUUUG
Molecule: messenger RNA, 1435 nt
Organism: Oncorhynchus gorbuscha (pink salmon)
Lineage: Eukaryota; Metazoa; Chordata; Actinopteri; Salmoniformes; Salmonidae
Exons: 7
Coding region: 493-1044 (183 amino acids)
Source: RefSeq, a predicted model, not a curated record